CUUCUUUUGCCUUAAGGCUGAGUCGUUCUGAUUGGGCGGAACCUGCCGUCGUUUGGCCCGCCGGAGAAAGGAGUCCCCUGGCCGCGGUCGCGCUCAGGCGCGGGUGCGCGCAACCGAGAGGGAGAGAGAUUGGCGCUCGGUUAAGCGCUGCUUGGAGCUUCGCCUCCUUUCCCGAGACCGGCGCCGGCGGUGUGGAGGUAGGAACCGACCGCGGAGGAGGAGGAGGAGGAGGAGGAGCCAGAGCCCCAACCCACGCCACUCCAUCUGCGGCGCUGGGGAAGAGCUGCUCGGCGUCAGUCUCCCACGAUCCUGCCCCUUCGCUCGGAGCACGAUGCCCGGGAUCGUGCGGUGACACCCGGAGCUUUGCGCUCCCCUACCCGGCAGGGUUUCCAAACUGCUGUUUCAAACCAUCACCUCAUGGACAUCUUACCUCACACACUUGAAGUAGGGGCUCUCCAAAGUUUGUUAGAUGGGUUCUCUGAGGAACCGCCAGAAUUGCUAGCUCUUCUUCCUUUCUCUGAGUAAUGACUCUUUACUAAAGGACCUUUACAAGCAAGAUCUCUACUGGGGAAAAAAAAAAAAGAACUGAUCCAAUUUACCAUAGAAUGGGCACCUCGAACGAAGAGAUGGUCUCCACGGAACAGAACCUGAACCCACUCUGCUUUGAAUGUGGCCAGCAGCAUUGGACAAGAGAGAACCACUUGUACAAUUAUCAAAAUGAGGUGGACGAUGAUUUGGUUUGCCAUAUUUGCCUUCAACCCUUGCUACAGCCAUUAGACACGCCUUGUGGUCACACAUUCUGCUAUAAGUGCCUACGAAACUUUUUGCAAGAGAAGGACUUCUGUCCCUUAGACCGCAAAAGGCUGCAUUUUAAACUGUGCAAAAAAUCUAGCAUCCUUGUUCACAAACUGCUUGACAAGCUCUUGGUGCUGUGUCCCUUUUCUUCAGUAUGCGAAGAGGUAAUGCAGAGAUGCGAUCUGGAAGCACACCUGAAAAACAGGUGUGCUGGGGCUUCCAAUCGAAGGGCUGCCUUGGAGACAAGAAGGAUGAACAGCAAACUGCAGGCAGCCAUUGAAAGUGAAAAUGAGAAUGCCAUGCUAGAUCAUCUGGACUCCCAGUCACCUGAAGCAGAGCAUGCUGGGACCGGGAUGGCAUCAGUGGAGCAGAUCAUGACCUCCGCCACGGUUUCAGUGUGGACAGAUGAGUCUGGGGUUGAUAACCCUGCUUUUGAGGAGAACAUAGGAAUGGAGACAAUCCAUCAGCCAUCAAGUUUACCGGAAGGUGAGAUCACCACCAUUGAAAUUCAUCGGUCCAAUCCUUAUAUUGAAUUGGGAAUUAGCAUAGUGGGUGGCAAUGAAACACCUUUGAUCAAUAUUGUUAUUCAAGAGGUUUAUCGUGACGGGAUCAUUGCCAGAGAUGGAAGGCUUCUUGCUGGAGAUCAAAUACUGCAGGUGAAUAACUUUGACAUCAGUAACGUGUCUCACAACCAUGCCAGGGCCAUCCUUUCCCAGCCCUGUACAUCACUGCAUCUCACUGUCCUCCGAGAGAGACGAUUCGUAAGCCGAACACACAAUCAUAGUGAUAGCCCUCCCCAGAGAGAGGAUAGCUUCCAUCUGACCUUACACAAGCGAGACUCCAGUGAACAGCUUGGCAUUAAGCUGGUGCGCAGAACAGAUGAGCCAGGAGUGUUUAUUCUUGACCUGCUGGAAGGGGGGUUGGCUGCUCAGGAUGGCCGGCUCUGUAGCAACGACAAGGUGUUGGCCAUCAAUGGGCAUGACCUGAAGCACGGCACACCUGAACUGGCUGCUCAUAUCAUCCAGGCCAGUGGCGAGAGGGUGAACUUAACCAUUUCCAGGCCUACCAAGUCCCAAAUUGUAAGCAUUCUGAGAGAUGGAGGAACCCAUCUUACCAGUCAUCAUCAGUCCUAUCAGCUAUAUCACAGCAACAGGCCAAGCCCACAUAAGGACCUCUCACAAUGUGUGACCUGCCAAGAGAAGCAUAUCACAGUGAAGAAGGAGCCACACGAGUCCCUUGGCAUGACAGUAGCAGGAGGUCGAGGCAGCAAAAGUGGGGAAUUGCCAAUAUUUGUUACAAGUGUACAACCUCAUGGCUGUUUGGCAAGAGAUGGCAGGAUCAAAAGAGGUGACGUGUUGAUGAAUAUUAAUGGCAUUGAUCUGACCAAUCUGAGUCACAGCGAAGCUGUGGCUAUGCUCAAAGCCAGUGCUGCUUCCUCGGUCGUUGCUCUAAAGGCUCUAGAGGUCCAGAUUGCAGAAGAGCAGCCCCAGGCAAAUGAUGAGCAGCCGAGCACCAUCAGUGAGAAUGAAUAUGAUGCUAGCUGGUCGCCAUCUUGGGUCAUGUGGUUAGGACUUCCAAGCUGCCUACAUAGUUACCAUGACGUUGUGCUGAGAAGGAGCAAUCUAGCCAGCUGGGGAUUUAGCAUUGUUGGUGGCUACGAGGAAAAUCACACAAACCAGCCUUUCUUCAUUAAAACAAUUGUUAUAGGAACACCAGCAUAUUUUGAUGGAAGACUCAAAUGUGGUGAUAUGAUUGUUGCUGUCAAUGGACUUUCAACCAUGGGUAUGAGCCAUUCAGCGCUGGUUCCUAUGUUAAAGGAACAGAGAAAUAAAGUAACCUUGACUGUUAUCUGCUGGCCAGGAAGUCUUGUAUAACAUGCAAAGAACAUAUACAUUGGUUGAAGCAGCUUUUUUUUUUUAAUAGCUGGCUCGACUUUUUCAGGCAAAGCUGUGUUUUUUUCCCCUUUUCUACUAAUGCAGCUGGUAAUAAGCUGGGCCAAAAAAUUGCUACCUUCAAAUCUGACAAAUGUGUGUGAACAGCGGGAUGUGUGGGGAAGGAAGAUUUUUAACUGUACUGUGUUGUUCUUCUCAUCCUAAAGAAGCCAUUCCUAUCAAGUUUUGUUUAUUAUUAUUUUAUUUCAAAUUAUUAUGUCAUUGCAGUAUCCAUGUUCAUAUACUUCAGUUUCUUGGUUGGCUUAAGGAGAUCAGCCUAUUUCCAACUAUUGUAGUGGGAACAGGAUUGCACCUAGUUUGGGUGCCAACAUGCUGGCAUGUUAGCUACCUGCUAGGCUGAUCUCCGCAUUAUUAAAUACAGGUGCAAAUGUAUAACCUGAAGACAGCAGGUUAACAACAAGGGACACGUAAGGCCUUCUUCAUAAGUGAUGGUUAUUCUAUAAGGUGUUUCCUAUUGCUCACGGAAGGCACACCUGGAACCCUCCGUUUCAAUUGUUAAAAUGUGUUGCUGCGUUAACAUUUAGUAGAUUAACUUCGACAUAUUUUUUCCUACAUUUCAGUAUUCUUCUGUUUAAAUGAGCCUGAGCAAUUGUUUGUGCUAUGACUGCCACAUAGAAGCUGCAGGAAGUAACUCCAUGUAGCACAUGCUCCAUAUAAUAGUCUUAACCCACAAGAAGGCCCACUGUCCCAAGGUUACAAUUGGUUUUCUAUCCUCAAAUGCAUUGGAUGGCAGGGAGCACUGGAAAGAAAGAAAAUGAUUGUCAGCCGUUGUCCGAAAAAAGUAUUUAUGGCAUCAUAAAUUAUAAUGUACCAAUUUGUCCCUGGCUACAUGUAAUCAGCAAGCCCAUGUUUCAUGUGAAGCAUGACAGCAGCUUGUAAGAACCUCUGGUAGCAUAAAUAGUUGCCACAAGGCUGAAACUGCAUCAGUAUUACUAUCUAAGGCAUGCACUGAUGCAUGACCAACCCAUGAAAGCAGCAUUGGAUGCAGAGCAGUGCUUUGCUUAUAGGCAGGUAUCUUUUGUGACAAUUCCAAAUCCUGUAAUCUGAAUAAAUUAUGAGAACUUGCCAUUAUGUCUGCAUUUUCUGUUUUGCAUAAUUUAUUCCUCCAUUAAGUCUUCAUUGUGUAUUUUGCAUUAUCAUUGGACAAGGCAUGGGGUACAAUGGAGCUUCUUGCCACAGGAAGCUUGGCUCACCCAUUCACUGACUUUCAAGAUUCAUAAAGUAAUAGGGCAGGAAGGGACCUCGGUCUUCUAGGCUAGCUAUAAUGAAUAACCAGCCAUUGUUCUAGAGAUGGAACACUCACAGCUCCAGAAUGCCACUGCUUAAUAGCUGUUAUCAUCAGGAUAUUCUUCCUAAUUUUAAAUGUGGAUCUCUCUUUGUGAAGCUGCCACCUUUUAGUUCUUGCCCUAUCUUCUGACACUAUGAAGAAUAAAUGUACAUCCUCCACCCUAUGUUAGCCCUUCUGGCAUUGUAAAGUCUUCCCUUAGCCUUAACUUCUUUAGGGUAAACAUCCCCUGUCCUUUUAAUUGUUCUUGAUAGGAUUCAAUUGCCAAACCCCUCAUCAUCUCUUGUUCUUCUCUGCCUUCUUUCCAAUUCCUGUACUGUGGCAGCCAAUCCCAGAUAUAUUAUUUUAGUUGUAAUCUGAGCAGGCCAGUGCAUGGUAGAAUUGUUGUUCCCCACAAUCUCAAGAUUAUACCUCUGUUAACGUAGCCUAAGGUGGCAUUGGCUUUUGGGGCAGUUGCAGUACGUUGUUGGCUCUUACUUAAUCUGUGGUCUACCAGGACACCCAGAUCCUUCUCGCCAAUACUACUUUCAAAACAAAUACCACCAGUAUUGUACUUGUGCAUCUGGUUUCUUUCCACCUUAAUUGCAGAACCUUAACAUUUCUGACCAUUGAACUGAAUUUCAUUGAAAGGGCUCAAUAUGCAAAUCAAUCAAUAUCCUUUGACACCUGAGCUGGUCUUCUAACGUAUUACCAAUCUCUCCUCUCGGCUUUGUGUCAUCUGCAAAUCUGCUUAGCAUCCAUUCUAUAGCUUGCAUAAAGCAUUUAUAACAAUGCUGAAGAAGGUUGGGUCCAGAAUAGAAUUCUGAAGUAUCCGCUCCUCUUGAUCUACUAAAAAUCAUGAAUUGGUUACUAUUGUUCAACCAACAGAGAAUCCAUCUGCUAAUACGACCAUCCAUUCCAGAACAGUUUAUGUAAAAGAAAGCUAUGGUCAAUUUUAUUAGACUAGGCAGCAUAUUUCUUCAACCAUAAGGUCCAGAUUUUUUUAAAGUGAAAGAUUGGAAUGAUAAGUGAAAGUGGAGGUACAAAGUACAAUGACUCUUCAUGAAGUGUACACAAUUGUUAGAGUAGAUACAAUAUAAAUUCUUUCAAAAGAAUGAUGCUUUAAUGAAAAUCUGCCACUUCUAUAUAUAACUUUAUUUGCCUAUUACAGUUCUUGGUCAUCUAGGCCCUGCCAGUUCUCUCUUUCACUAAAGGAGAUUUUAGAUUUAAGAAAUCUAGCAAAUUAAGUUGUGUGUGAUUUAGUCCCUUUCAAAGGAGCAAAAAAUUAUGUGUGUCUCAAUAUUCCUAAUCCCUACAAAAAUUAUUUGAAUUUCUUUCCAUCCUGACUAUGUUCACUGAGUAGGACCAAAGCCUACUUUAAAAAAAAAAAGAACUGCAAUAAUUGGAUUGUUUUUUUUAAAUAUUUCAUGUGUAAAGGGGGUUGUCCCCUUCAAUAAAAUGUAAUGUGGGUAUAACAGUGCUGGCAACAGUAACAAAAAUUAAUUGGGGGUGACAUUAGUUUAAUCUGCAAUAUUAAUAUGCAUUGAUAAUUGCUGUCCAAAGUGAAUGUUUUGCUAUGUAAAAAAAUGUUUUUCUAAAAACCAUUUUUACACUUUAUACUGCAGCUAAUUGUAGCUUUCUUGUGUGUCUUAUAUGCAAAAGCUGAGAAAUAAUUUAGAAAAGGGAAAAAACUAUUACUAGGAGUGCUAUGUUAUAAUUUCAGGAAGUCUAAUGGGGAGAAGGAACCCAACACCCAUAACUGGGAGAAAGAAUGGUAUUUUCCCUCGUUAUUUUGUCUCCAGAUAAAAGCCCAGAUGCCUUUACCUAAAAUGCUGAAACAGCCUACAUUGUUUAUGGAGUCGUUUCCUUAAUUAUUUAUCUUCUCUGAGCUGAGGACAGCUAGUUUGUUUUAUACACAGAUUCACACUUACAUUCUAAGACAAACUUUUAUCAGAGGUAGAUCACAGUUGGACAAUAUGGACAUCCUUUUGUAAAGCACUCAGCGUUGGCUUUCAAAUGAAUCCAGAUUUCCUCUGCAAAAGUUAUUUGGCCUACUUGAAAGUCGUCUAAUUCAUAAUGGUUAAGUACGUUUAGAAUGAUCUGUGUAUUAUAAUGCUAGUAUUACCUAUCUGAGAAUGUAUUUUACCCUUACAUCUAUCUAAUAUGGGCAUGCAUUUUUCCUGCCUCCCUUCACUCCCAUGUUUGAAAUAUUCUAAUAUGGAAUAAUAUGGCAUGUCUUUUUGAGUUCUUUGCUCUAAAGAAAGCAGUAAGACUUUGAUUUAAAAAAACAACAACCAACACAACGAAUAUUUUAUUUCUGUCCUGUGCAAUGCAAAAUCUUUUGCUUUCACACUGUAGAUCCAUACAGUAUUACUGGGUUUAAUAAUAUCCAUCAAGGAUAGGGAUUUAUUCAGCCCAGUCAAAACUGCAGUGAAAAUUCCCAUUUGUACACAGACCAAAGUCCAAAGAACUUCCUGGGGUUGCAUAAGGACUAUUGUAUCUCCAUGAUUUUUUUUCUAACUGUCCCUGAUGCUAUAUUGCAUGUUGCUUUUGGAAUUCUCUGUUUCAAAAGCAGUUGAUGUGAUGCAUAGGAGGAGGUACUACCUUGCAAGACUUUUCACGUUCUAGUUCUAGUUAUUGCUACUAUGUAUGUAGCCUGCCAUAUUUGCUGUAAUAAAAUGGUCCACCUUUGUAAAGAAUCCCAUUGUGGAAUCCCUUGAAGGUGGGAUACAUUUUGGGACCCAGCAGCCACAGAAAUCAGGAUUAUGACGGGAGAAAUAUGGCUGUGGAUAAGAGGAUAUCACUGUAAAAAAGCGAGCUGGCAUGAUGAGGUCAGUGUUGUACCACCAUUAUGGACACAUUGAAGAUGAAAAGAUUGAGGGCUAAGCCUUAAUGUUUGUACAGUAAUAAGCAAGAACAAGUUAACUAUUUUCCCUUCCUUGAGUGAAUGAUGGGGUAUAACUUUUCAGUUUUAACUUUGUAAACAAAGCACUGCAUUUUAUUGCAAGUUACCCUAAAGGCUAAUGAGGAACAUAGUUGUCCUAUUUUCAGCACAUGGCAUUUGAAAUUAGGCCAUUGCACUGAAUGCUCAGGCAAAACCAUCAUCUCAUGUAGUGGCAAAAAGUACCAUAGACUUUGUGCUAGGAUUUUCUACUACCAAUUACCAUCUCUAUUAGUAGAAGCUGGUACCAGGUGGAUUCUCUUAUCCUUGCCCUGUUUUUUUGCUGACAUGUUAUUUCAAUUUCCUUAUUAUUCUCAUGUAUAUCAUUGGGUUGGUUCUUCAGUGCCUUCUGUCUUAAACUAUACUAUACAGUGAAUUCCAGUGCUGUGGUAUUAACUGAAGGAUAAGAGAAAAAUAAAAAUGAGUU
This is a messenger RNA of Pseudonaja textilis, 7379 nucleotides long. RefSeq names its product ligand of numb-protein X 2 (gene LNX2). The record is from RefSeq and is a predicted model, not a curated record. NCBI's taxonomy places the organism in Eukaryota, Metazoa, Chordata, Lepidosauria, Squamata, Elapidae. Gene Ontology annotation, molecular function: ubiquitin-protein transferase activity; protein binding.